AGAGAGAGAGAGAGAGAGAGCACCAGACAGAGAGUGCUAUGCAGAGAGAUGGAGGCAGAGAGAGAGAGAGAGAGAGCAUGAGAGAGAGGGAGCGAGAGAGGGAGCGAGAGAGAGAGAGAGAGAGAGAGAGAGAGAGCGCUGCAUGCUACUCACUGCCCGGCAGGAGCACCAGAGGAGAUGGAGCUAUAGUGCUGAGAACGAAAGAAAAGAAGGGCAGAGUGACGUAGAGAAAGAUAAUAUAAGAAAAGAAAGGGAAGAGGGGAAUCUGGGGCAGAUGCACAUUAGUGACAGACAUUAACAUCGGCAGGCUGGAGCAAGAGAACGUGAAAGAGGCUUGGAGAAUAACACAUCAUAAGAAGAGAAGAAGCGUGAGAGCUGAACGCUGUGAAGGAUGACAGAGCACCAGUCCUGAGAUCAACCCUCAUCCUUCCCCCUCUCCUCACCCCUCCUCUGACCCCAUCCCCAACAUUACCCUCCUCCCUCUCUCUCUCUGUGGUUAGACAAGACAUGAUGACCGGUCCUGACCAGAUUCCACUCUCAUCGCAUCCUUGUGGAACCUCUUCAUCUACUCUGGACUUCUUCUCAGCAUUCUGACUGGCACUCUUCUGACCACUUUCACAUAUUCUCUCCAGGAGAAGACAGGAAGGAAGACCGUAUUCUCACCAGGAGAAGACAGGAAGGAAGACCUUAUUCUCUCCAGGAGAAGACAGGAAGGAAGACCGUAUUCUCACCAGGAGAAGACAGGAAGGAAGACCUUAUUCUCUCCAGGAGAAGACAGGUAGGAAUACUGUAUUCUCUCCAGGAGAAGACAAGUAGGGGGAAGUUUGUCAUCUCCUUGCUGUGAGGACUGACUUUUUUUCUUCAUCAGGAAGAUAAGGACCGACAACAUCGAGAAGACUUCCAGUUCACUGAGGCACAAAACAACAACAACACUGAGAAAGAAACAACAUUUUAAACACGGAAAGAAGACAGGACAUUCUAACAUCAACAGGUCAUUUCAACAAGAGAUUAAGACAUUUUAAAACUUUCUCAGUCUCUCUCUAAUAAUAAUAAUAAUACUUCUCUUGGACUCUCUGUCCUGAGAAUUUCUCUGCGAGGGUGAGUUGGUCCAUCCAGCCCAGCCAUGCAGGUGUCUAUAGCCUGUACGGACCCCCACAUGAAACGUGGAAAUGGGGAUCACAAGAAUGCCACCAGCCCGGGGAAUGCAGCUCGGGCCAAGUUCAGAACCGUGGCCAUCAUAGCACGUAGCUUUGGGGCGUUCGCACCCCGACAUCACAUCUCCCUCAAAGAGUCUACAGGGAAACUGACCGGCAUGAAAUACAGGAACCUGGGAAAGUCAGGACUUAGAGUGUCGUGUUUGGGACUGGGUACAUGGGUGACGUUUGGCAGUCAGAUCACAGAUGAGGUGGCCGAGCAGCUGAUGACCAUAGCGUAUGAGAGUGGGGUCAACCUGUUUGACACAGCGGAGGUGUACGCUGCCGGAAAAGCUGAAGCCAUAUUGGGUAAUAUCAUCAAAAAGAAGUCCUGGAGACGAUCAAGUCUGGUCAUCACUACCAAGCUGUACUGGGGAGGAAAGGCAGAGACUGAAAGAGGCCUUUCAAGGAAACACAUUAUUGAAGGUCUGAAGGGCUCUCUCCAGAGGUUGCAGCUGGAAUACGUAGACGUGGUCUUCGCAAACCGCCCCGACACCAACACGCCCAUGGAAGAGAUUGUGAGAGCCAUGACAUAUGUGAUCAACCAGGGGAUGUCCAUGUACUGGGGGACAUCUCGAUGGACAGCCAUGGAGAUCAUGGAGGCGUACUCUGUCGCCAGACAGUUUAACCUGAUCCCUCCGGUGUGUGAGCAGUCUGAGUACCAUCUCUUCCAGAGGGAGAAGGUGGAGGUCCAGCUUCCAGAACUCUACCACAAGAUAGGUGUCGGGGCAAUGACGUGGUCUCCGCUGGCCUGUGGCAUCAUCACAGGGAAGUACCAGAACUGCAUCCCAGAAACCUCCAGGGCAUCCAUGAAGUCGUACCAGUGGUUAAAGGAGAAGAUAGUGAGCGAGGAUGGGAGGAAACAGCAGGCUAAGCUGAAGGAGCUGGGACACAUUGCUGAGAAGCUGGGCUGUACUCUCCCACAGCUGGCCGUGGCCUGGUGUUUGAGGAAUGAGGGGGUGAGCUCAGUCCUCCUGGGAUCCUCCAGUCCAGAGCAGCUAACAGAGAACCUAGGCGCCAUACAGUUCCUUCCAAAAAUGACGUCUCAUGUGGUGUCAGACAUCGAUCACAUACUGGGGAACAAGCCGUACAGUAAGAAGGACUAUCGCUCCUAGACACCCAGGAGGAAGCAGAACCACUACUGUACAACCACUGUGGAUCCAGUUCCACCAACCAUCUGGGCUCAGCCUCCAUGGGGUUUCAGCUCAGUCUAAUCCCAGCCCAGUUCAGGCCUGCUCAGCUCAGCCCCAGCCUUCUUAGCCCAGUGAAACCGAGCUCAGUUCAGCCUAACCCUGCUAACCCUCUGCCUAGACCAGCUUUCAGCUCAGCUUACUCUUAUCAGUAGAUUCUCUGACUCCUGAGUUUAUUAACCAUGUAGAUGCAUGCUUCCCCUCUCUGGUGUGCCUGGACUUUCUCUUCAAAGGCACAUUGUACAAAACAACACAGAAAGGGGAUAAAACUUAGAAUAUACCGGAAACGUCUUUCACAAUGCAUUUUGUAAACAAACUCCUCUCUUCAAGCCAGUAUUCUGCAUUUGACCACCGUUUGACCUCGCAAAGCAGAGCACCCUGGGACAGUGAGUUUCAGGCGACAGGCCUUUGUUCUGUCUGUGAGGGGAAGAAUGUGCAUGUUGUCGCCCCCAUCUGGUCGUAUAAGAAACUGCUAUCCAAUAUCUUCAAUAGAUUAUUAGUGAGAGAGCGCAGGAGAAUCUCAUUAGCAUUUUCCUUGGGAGAAUCUCAAUUCCAUCCUCUCUCCUCACCAACUUCUCAAAACCCAUUGGAGGAGAAUGUUCGAGGGGAGGGACCUCUGACUUUCUCAUCCAAUACGUUUUGAGAAGGAGGAGAGGAAUGCAGACGCGGGGAGGCAAGGAAAUGCAAUUAAGAUUCUCCCAGUGGCCUACUGUUCUGUAUAGUGCCAGUCUGAGUGAGCAGGGGGCCUCCUGUACUGUACUGUAUACUCUCUGUCUGCAUCCAUAGAGGAGAAUCCUGCCUCUCCUCCUCCUGCCUAUAAUAUGAACCUGCAUCUUUAGUUGCUGACGGGAAUCUGGGAUAGCACAAGCCACUCUGUGACAUAACCUCCCAACCAGACCAAUGUUACCUGUGGGUGUUGCUUGUUAGAUAAUGUGUAAGAUAGGUGAAGUAUUUAGAAAGAUGUAAAGGCCUAUGUCUAUUCUAUAAUAGUACGUGAAAAUUAGUUUCUUCUGUGGGUUAGAAUGUUUUUCGUCUUUCAGGGGUGUAUAUACAGUAUUAAACUUUAUGGGGCAAACCUUGUAACGUAAGCAAAACAGACCUCAAGUCCCCUUUGUUGCAGAUGAAACUAAAGUAUUCUAUAAAUAACCUAGAAAUAUUCUAUAAAUAACCUAAGUAUUCUAUAAAUAACCUAAAAGCUACCUGUAAACAUUCUAUAAAGAACCUAGAAGUAUUCUAUAAAGAACCUAUAAGUAUUAUAUAAAGAACCUAUAAGUAUUCUAUAAAGAACCUAUAACUAUUCUAUAAAGAACCUAUAAGUAUUCUAUAAAGAACCUAUAAGUAUUCUAUAAAGAACCUAUAAGUAUUCUAUAAAGAACCUAUAAGUAUUGUGUAAAGAACCUAUAAAUAUUCUGUAAAGAACCU
This is a messenger RNA of Oncorhynchus keta (chum salmon), 3805 nucleotides long. RefSeq names its product voltage-gated potassium channel subunit beta-1-like. Gene Ontology annotation, molecular function: potassium channel regulator activity; transmembrane transporter binding; voltage-gated potassium channel activity. Gene Ontology annotation, biological process: transmembrane transport; negative regulation of delayed rectifier potassium channel activity; potassium ion transport. Bases 1124 to 2308 code for a protein of 394 amino acids. Gene Ontology annotation, cellular component: extrinsic component of cytoplasmic side of plasma membrane; cytoplasm; voltage-gated potassium channel complex. Lineage: Eukaryota; Metazoa; Chordata; Actinopteri; Salmoniformes; Salmonidae. The record is from RefSeq and is a predicted model, not a curated record. The transcript is spliced from 14 exons.